Molecule: messenger RNA, 3309 nt
Organism: Cynoglossus semilaevis (tongue sole)
Lineage: Eukaryota; Metazoa; Chordata; Actinopteri; Pleuronectiformes; Cynoglossidae
Product: adapter molecule crk-like
Exons: 3
Coding region: 929-1888 (319 amino acids)
Biological process (GO): enzyme-linked receptor protein signaling pathway; cell migration
Cellular component (GO): cytoplasm
Molecular function (GO): receptor tyrosine kinase binding; signaling adaptor activity
Source: RefSeq, a predicted model, not a curated record
ACAUGAUUUUGUACAAACAUGAUUUGUUCCAAAAAUAUUUAGCUAAGAUAAACCAGCGGCUUUUGCUAAUUAGCUUUUAAUUGAAAAGCUUGUCUAUCUAUAAAUAAUUUAUCAGUGCUUUGUGGGUUUUUUUAAAAAAAUAUUUAUUGGCUCUUUAGUCAACCAAUGCUUUUGGGUAUCCAUAGUAUUUUUCCCAAAUUCAAGAUGUGUCACCUAUGUGCUCUCCGGUUAAACACUGCCAUCUUCUGGCAAUCUGUAUCUAGUGCAGGCAGACAAAUGUUAAUCAAUGACCAGAACAACGAGUGCAUUUACAAAAAAAUACGUAAGAAUACGGUAUAGUUUCUCGGUUAGAACUUAUUUUUUGCAAAUGUGGUUAUUUUAUAUAUAUAUAUAGUUCUGAUACCCAUUAAUUUCUUUCAAAAUAUCUGUUUAAGAGCUUUAAAGCAGACUACUGAUUGGUUUUAUUUGCCAUAAUUUACACACAAUUCUCAAAUUUAAGUUCGAAUUUUGACUCUUUCCGAUGUUCAUUUAACAAAUAACUAUUACUUUUGUAGAGAACCAAAACGAUGGGACGUCAUAUUUCCUAGCUUUUCCAAAGGUCCACAAACGCAACACUUCCCAAUGACCAGGCAUCACUUCCGGUAGAUGAGGUCAACGUUUCCCAGGAUCCGCCAUUUCGGUCUCGUAGUUUUUCACUGAACGUUUUUUUUUUUAAUGUAUCUACAAUUCCUCUUUGAUAAAAAUAAAACGAUAGAUUAAAAAAUCAACACAACUUUAAGAGACCGACGCUUUGAAACUGUUAGGUUAAAGUUGCUACUUUAACUUUUUUAUUUGUGCAGCGGCAUCGUAAAGUUAAACCAAAGUUUUGUAUGAGUUGCGGAUAGGGUGAGGCCUCAAGGCUCGGGCGUUUUUAUUUAAUUUUAUAGCUAUGGCCGGUAAUUUUGAUGCCGAAAAUCGUGAUAGCUGGUACUGGGGCAAGCUGAAGCGCAUUGAAGCUGUCUCCCUUCUACAGGGACAGAGACACGGUGUUUUCCUGGUCAGGGACUCCUUCUCCAUCCCUGGCGACUUCGUGCUGUCUGUUUCAGAGAACUCCAAAGUGUCCCAUUAUAUCAUCAACAGAAUCAGUAACAACAGACAGUCUGGUUCAGGUUUACCUCCUCCACAGUUUCGGAUUGGGGAUCAAGAGUUUGACGGCCUAUCGACCCUUCUGGAGUUUUAUAAGAUCCACUACUUAGAUACCACUACACUAAUAGAGCCUGUAAGCAAAGCUAAGAACACAAGUUUGGUCAGCUCGCCCAUAGUCUGUGUCCCACAACAGCCAGAAGAGACAGAAUUUGUCUGUGCGCUGUUUGACUUCCCGGGCAAUGACGAGGAGGACCUUCCUUUCCGUAAGGGUGACAUUCUCCGUGUGCUGGAAAAGCCAGAGGAGCAAUGGUGGAAUGCUGCAAACCAGGAAGGCCGAGCUGGGAUGAUCCCUGUGAACUACGUGGAAAAGUAUCGGCCUGCCUCGCCCCCCAGUGCUGAUUUUGGUUCUCCUAUUUUGGCAGCCGGACAGGGGGGUCAAACUGGAGUGAUAGUUGGCAGCACAGAUGGAACAGGGGGCACAGCAGUCAACCUAUUGGGGGAUCCAGGCCAGUACGCGCAGCCUGUCGUCAACACUCAGCUUCCUAACUUGCAAAAUGGGCCCGUGUACGCCCGAGCCAUUCAAAAGAGAGUCCCCAAUGCUUACGACAAGACGGCACUUGCUCUUGAGGUGGGAGACAUGGUUAAAGUGACCAAGAUCAAUGUGAAUGGCCAGUGGGAAGGGGAAUGCAAGGGCAAACGAGGCCACUUUCCCUUUACCCACGUGCGACUGUUGGAACAACAGCAUCCCGAUGAUGAAAGCUGAGGAAACCAAGCACUGCCACCAUGGCCUGCCAACAAGUCUUUUCAAAAUGUUUUUUUUUUGUUUUGUUUUUUUCAAAGAAAAUUUUUCACAAGCACAAGUAUGAACCCACCGCUAAGACCUCUCAGACCCAGCCAACAACUUGAAAUGUUGGUCAGAUGUCAUUUUCAUGGAUUCUAUUCAUGCGACAGUCCUGCCUGUAUUUGCUGCCUUUUUUCUAUUAACCCAACUAGUUUGGGACUCAUUUCAAACACAGCCACAGGAGAUCAAAUUCUUGCUUUAUUCUGGAUUUUCUAUUUAUUGAUGUGAGACAAUUGAACAAAAACAUUGGAAGUUUCUCUAAAAAAGAAAAAGUGUCCACUACAGGGAGAGCUUUAAGCUUAGCUCGAGGAUUAAAAAUGGAACAGUGUAAUUGUCAAGGCAUUUCUAAAAGAAAAAACUGUGUACAUACGUGUGUGUGUGUGUGUGUGUAUAGUCACUUGCUUAAACAGAUAUUUUUACAUUUAACCUGCUGCUGUUUAAAUGGCCUGCUGCUUCUGCUCCUCUUGGUUUUUUGCUGAGGUGACAAACAUGGCACAGCGGUGCAAACAACAACCAAACAACAUGUUUACUUGUUUUUCCAAUUUUUUAAUUUUCUUCUUUUUUUCUUGGUAGUUCUUGGUCAUUUUUGACACAAUAACCAAUAGUUUCAGGUUUCUUUUUAAAGAAAUAAUGAUCUUCAAAUUACCUUUUGUUUGUGUUGAGCUAAGGAUAAGAAUUGCUGAGAUGUAGAAAACAACACAACACUGACAUUUUGAAAAGUCUACAUUUUUGGGUGUGACAGGGGUUGGAUGGCUGGAUAAAUACAUCUUAAAGUGUACCAACACUGUGAUAACUUGUCAAAGUUGAUUUUAGCUCAUAUGCUAAGUUCAGUGUAGAAACAGUGCUGCGUUCAUUUUGUCAAUGUCGGCUUGUAUUUCAUAGAUCGACUAAUAAAAAUGAACACAUCAACCGAUAAAAUAACAUGUUCAUUCCAUUGUUUUAUCUACUGGAUAACAUCACCUAGAGCUGAACAAUGUAGACUGUAGUUAUUCACUAUAUAUAUGUAUGUAUAUGUGUGUGUGUGUGUGUGUAUAUAUAUAUAUAUAUAUAUAUAUAUAUAUAUAUAUAUAGUGAAAAGAUUAAUGAAGAUGAACUGUCACCGUUGUUGGGGCUAAAAACAAUUUGCAAUAUUGCAUAAAACUUGGACAAAUAAAAAGUAAAUUCAAAGUUACUGAACAAAUGUUAAACCUACAUAGAUGUACAUUUCAUGUGUAACAUUGUGAAGCAGCAUUUAAACACAUUCAGACACCAGCUGUCAAAGACACCAGUUUAAAAAAAACAAGCAACAGACUGCUCCAUCAUUCACAUUGCUCAAUAAUAUAGGUAUGUCUGAAACCACAGAC